CGGCAUCCCUGCCAUCCGCGUCGUCAUCAUAACCAUCUUCUCCAUUUCUCUCUCUCUCUCUCUCUCUCUCUCAAACUAAUAAGAACAGUAAAUAACGCAGGAUAAGAAGAUAUUCUAAGUGCACGUACUUGAAGAGAAAGAGAGAGAGAGCAGAAGAAGAAGAAGACAGAAGAAAAUCUCUCGGAGCUUCGAUUGAAGAAUUCGAGAUGGUGUAGAGAGAUGGGGAAGUAUAUGAGGAACUGUAAAGGAAUUGUAGAGAUUGCAGUUAUGGAGGUGGCUCAUGUCGGUGUGAGGACGAGAGCUCGAGCUCUGUCUAUGGCGGCUGCGGCUAGCUCCAGAACGGCGAAGAAGAGGAAGGUCAGCGGUGGAGAAUUGAGGUUCUCUUCGUCUCUAGUUCAUCUCAGAAGUCGCCGACGUGUGUUGGUGACGCCGGAGAAUUCAGUUUCUCCGGCGACGUCGGAGAAUUCCGAACGACGGUCGGCUUUGAACGAUCGGUGCUCGAGCCCUAGCUCUGAUACACUUCCGUCGUCUUGUUGCUCGAGUAACGCAUCGAGCCAUCACGGUGAAGAGAGCUUCGAAAUUGUAGAUCUGGAGAAUGACAGUGUUCAAAUUGAAACAUCGACGUGUGAUUUCGACUGUAGAGAAAGGAGAGAGACAACGCCUUCGAGCGAGCUGCAAGCUGAAUCAGGAGACCUGGAGUCAACAGCGAGGCCAUCGGAGGCUAAUUCUCGCCGCAGAUCGUCGGCAGAGAAGAUGCCAUCUGAAACCGAACUCGAAGAAUUCUUUGCUGCUGCAGAAAAGGACAUUCAUAAACGAUUUACAGAGAAGUAUAACUAUGACAUUGUGAAGGAUGUGCCAUUGGAAGGUCGUUAUGAUUGGGUUCGGCUAAAGCCAUGAGGUAGAGAACGCAAGGCCAAGAAAGAAAGAAGACCACAAAGGCCUUCUUUUAAAAAAUUUAAUAUUAAAUUUUUCCACUAAUUUAAUUUCCCAGAUGUGUUCCUCGGUCUUUUGUUCUGUGGUUGAUGUACAGCUCUCUCUCUUGAAUGAAGAAGCUCUCUGUUUGUUAUGGUACUGGAGUAAUAUAUAUAUAUAUAUAUAUAUACGGAGAAGCUUCUGCAAAAUCCAUCUCCUCCUGAAUAAAAGCUCGUAGUUAGUUUUUAGCCUAAAAUUCAUGUCAGCUGCUUCUUCUCUGCUCUUUCCUGGUACGAAUACGAUGUAAAUAUCAGAGUCAUCAGCUAUUUUAGCUUUUUCUUCCGCAAUUAAUUCUUCUCUAUUCUUCAAGUUUUUAUGACAAUUUUUAUCAGCGAAAAGCGUUUUUUUGUUGA
Messenger RNA from Camellia sinensis, 1325 nucleotides. The record is from RefSeq and is a predicted model, not a curated record. NCBI's taxonomy places the organism in Eukaryota, Viridiplantae, Streptophyta, Magnoliopsida, Ericales, Theaceae.